AUGUCAUUGUUCAAAAAACCAACCAAGAAGAAGCAACGUCAUUUGCGUCAACGUAUAGUCAAUGACGAUAAAAGCACCGAAGAGGAAGAAGCUGAAAUUGCGUGUAAGCUAGAAGGCGUGAAAGAAUUACAAGAAAGUCGUGCACGCAAAAAUGGAUUGAAUGCUGUUGAAUGUGCUUUGGGUAAAGAACUCGCAGCGGAAUUCAUUGCAAUGGAUGAUGAUCCAUUCCGACAACGUGGCGGAGGCAUGCUUCGCUUAUCUGAAGGACGCCAAGCUCAAAUACAUGCGGCAGAUAUCGAAGCUGGCAUACGUGAUCAAUUCAAGAAGGAAAGUUUUCUAAGAGAUGAACAUGAAGAGAUGAAAAAAUAUGUGCAAGCGGAAUUACGCAAACGAAAAGCAGUACAAGACUUAGAAGAUGAUGAUGCAACGACGUCCAAAGUGCCAAGUAUGGAAGAUUCCCUUAUGUGGAAAGCAGCGGAAAAAGUUCGUCUUUUCCAGAGUGAACGUAAUGAUGAACUAUUAUCUAACCAAAUGCUUGCUGGUAUUCCCGAAGUGGACUUAGGCAUUAACGCGAGAAUGAGUAAUAUUAUUGAAACAGAAAAGAAAAAAAGUGAAAUGUUGAAGGAGGUGGUUGAAAAAAGGCGAAAUCUUGCUCAAGAUAGUUUAUUUAGUCAAGAUCGUGCAAAAGAUUUGGCCAAGGAUUACGUACAACAUUCUAUUUUUUAUAUGGAAUCAACCACACGUCUUGGUCAGGAAGACUGGCGCAAAAAGUUGGAACGGCCUGAUACUGAAGCUCAGGUAACACUGACAGAUGCGGAUAGCUUAAGAGGUGAUGCGUCAAUACAUCUAAUGGGAUGUCGUAACUCCACUGUUAAGUCUUUAUGGUGUGCUGAUGAGAGACUUGUUGCCCCUUCGAAAAUUAUCGAUCGGUUGAACAAGGCUCAAUAUUUCACCCAACAGCAAAUCGAAGAAUAUCGACAAUGCUUCACACUAUAUUGUCCUAAAGGAUGUGCACAAAAUGCAUCACAUUUGCGUUAUAUAAUGCGCAGCCUUGGUUACACUCCAACUAUACAGGAAACAAUACAACAUUUCCGUAAAUAUGGACAAAAACUGGACUUUCCAUCCUUUUUGGAAAUUUUGCAUCAGGAAAAUCAGAAAGAUGAUCCAAUACAAGAAAUUGUUGGUGCACUUCGUGGAAUUGAUUCCAAAAAGCAAAAUUGGAUUACAGUAUCUGAGUUCGUUGGUAUUUUAUCAUCAGUUGGUGAGAAAAUGUCACGCGAAGAAAUUUACAAUGUUCUUCAACAAUUAGACAUUAUCGGUGGUCGAGUACCAUUCAAUUCAUUGUUGGAUUUCAUUUUGAACUUCCGUACUGAUAACACUCAUUUUUCUGAUAAUAAUCACUGUGAUAUAUAUAAACAAUGA
This is a messenger RNA of Acanthocheilonema viteae, 1422 nucleotides long. Lineage: Eukaryota; Metazoa; Nematoda; Chromadorea; Rhabditida; Onchocercidae. The record is from the annotation of a GenBank genome assembly.